Molecule: messenger RNA, 6197 nt
Organism: Folsomia candida
Lineage: Eukaryota; Metazoa; Arthropoda; Collembola; Entomobryomorpha; Isotomidae
Gene: hts
Product: protein hu-li tai shao
Exons: 20
Coding region: 250-2433 (727 amino acids)
Cellular component (GO): cytoskeleton; postsynaptic density; plasma membrane
Molecular function (GO): actin filament binding
Source: RefSeq, a predicted model, not a curated record
GAGAAUAUUUUUCACUUGAUUUUAGCACCACCGCUCGUACUAUGUCUAGUGCUGCUCGGGAGUUUGAAUAAUAAUAUACGUACGGCUGUACUACUGUCUCGUCUUUUGUACACUUGGCAUACAGUAAAAGUGUCCUCAUCACAUCACUUCUUGGAGGCAAUUGUUGUUGGUGGGAGUGACUGACCGGCAGUAUCAACAAGACCGUAGCAUCCUUCAGACAAACAAGCAGCUAGCAAUAUUUGACUAAAAAUGGCAGCAGUAGAUGCAACGGAUACGAACGGCGUCGUCAAUGGGAGUGCGGAAGAUGAUAAGAAUGCCUACCGGCCUCCUGACAUAGAUGCUGAUGUGAAGGAAAUGGAGAGGAGGAAACGAGUCGAAGCGAUAAUGGGCAGCAAAAUAUUUCGAGAAGAGUUAGAAAAGAUUAUUGAGCAGCAAAUGCGUGAAGGUGGGCCAGGGACGGGAACUUUGUUACAGCAAAUUUCGGAUAUUAUGGGAACAACUAAUAGUUGGAGAGGGAAUGGGUUCCGAGGGGGCAGUUGUGCUAUUCCAAUCAAUGACAUCCGAGGAAUUGACACCAUUGCCUAUGCCAAGGGAGAAAAGGUCAUGAGAUGCAAACUUGCAGCUGUGUACAGAUUGGUCGACUUGUAUGGAUGGUCUCAAAAUAUCUACAACCACAUUACUCUCCGCGUCAGUCAUGAUGAGGCCCACUUUUUAAUUAACCCAUUUGGAAUGUUAUAUAACGAAAUGACAGCUAGCUCCCUGGUCAAGGUGGAUCUGCAGGGGAAUGUGGUGGAACCGGGCACAACUAAUUUAGGGGUGAACAUUGCCGGUUUUACGUUACACUCUGCUAUCCAUGCUCAUAGGCCGGACCUUAAAUGCAUCAUCCAUCUUCACCUUCCUACCGUUAUUGCUAUAUCUAGCCUGAAAUGUGGAUUGUUACCUUUGAGCCAAGAAGCAGCUAUUGUUGGAGAUGUUAGUUACCAUGAAUAUCAAGGAAUUUUGGUGGAUCCUGCUGAGAAAGAUCUCAUUAUACGCAAUCUUGGACCGUUUAACAAAGUCAUGUUUUUGAGGAACCAUGGAGUCGUUUGUUGUGGCGAAUCCGUAGAAGAAGCAUUCAUGAACACAUACCUCACAGUUUUGGCUUGUGAAACUCAAAUGAAAUUGAUGCCCUUGGGUCUGGACAAUGUGAUAGUGAUGUCGGAUGAGGCACGUAAACGAGCAUUCGAAACUGCCCAUUCAGGCGGGGGCGGAGGCGUCAACAGCAAGGAGGAAGGCGUCAUUUCAACGGCUGAAGGAAAACCAGAAGGAAAGAAGGAGAGGAAAUGGCGAUUUGGCGAACAAGAAUUUGAGGCCCUCAUGCGCUCCCUGGAUAAUGCUGGAUAUCGCACCGGUUACAUUUAUCGCCAACCGUUGAUCCGAAAUGACAUGCCUCGUCCAAAGUAUGACGUCGAGUUACCGCCUGCCGUGUCAUCCUUGGGUUAUUUGAUUGAGGAGGAAGAAUUAUAUAAAAACAACCCCAACUGGAAAAAGUUUAUGGAAGGCCGAAAAGGAUUUGAAAAGACGAGAUGGUUGAACUCUCCAAAUGUUUACCAGAAAGUCGAGGUCCUCGAAACUGGAACGCCUGACCCCAAGAAAAUUACAAAGUGGGUCGCUGACGGAUCUCCCGGCUCUAAUACGGCUGUUAGAAUUGACCACAUGCUUCAGUUUGUACCUAAAGGCACUGACCCCAAGGAGUUUAAGAAGUUACAACAGCAAAUCAAAGAAAAUAGGCGUGCUGGAGGAAUAUCUGCUGGUCCACAGUCCCAAAUUUUGGAAGGUGUCACAUGGGAUGAAGCUCGUCAAUGUCAGGAAGCUACAUUAAGCGGCACUGGAGAUCAGGUCAUUCUUGUCGGAGCAGCGUCCAAAGGGAUUAUUCAGCGUGAUUUCCAACACCAUGCCGUUGUUUAUAAAACACCAUAUGCCAAGAAUCCGUUUGACUGCGUCACAAACGAAGAAAUUGAAGCAUAUAAACAAGGGAUUGAAAGAAAACAGCGUGGAGAUGAUUCACAGGAUGAAACUACUCCAAUCGUUUCUCCUGUUGAGGAUUCUAGAGAUGCUGGGCGACCACAAGUACUUCAAAUUGAAACGAAACAAGUCCCAAGUGCGUCCCGACCAGAAUUGGUUCAAAGUGAUGCGAAUGAUUUGCCUGAACCUUUUGUUUCUCGAUCAAAAUCUGCCCGGUUCCCUCGCGAACUUGAAGCAAAGUUAAGACAAAGACGAUGGUCCGGCUCCGAGAAGAACCCCAAACCAGGGGAGGCAGCUGUGAACGGUGAAGAACAUGAUAUUUCAACAGAAGAUUCGUCCUCCAAAGCGGAAAAGAAGAAGAAGAAGAAGGGUCUGAAGACACCAUCUUUCCUGAAGAAGAAGAAGGAAAAGAAGAAGACAGACUCAUAAAAAACAGUGAUUAAUCGUUUAGAGAAAUCCUACUACUAACUAUAAACCGUUGUUGCAGUACAUUGUUGCCUACUACAAGCACCACCAAAGCCAACACACACAACCAACCACCGCCACAACAGCUUCAAUGUACUGAAUAAGCGUAAAUUGACUGCUUUAGAAUUAAGGCUAUUAAUUAGUGCAGUGAAAGGUAUCGUACUUUUAAAAAAGGAGUGUGUCUUUAAAAAUGAGUGAGUGAGAAGUGUGGUCCGUCGGAGACUUUUUCGACGUUUGGGAAAAUGCUAUUAUGAAAAUAUGUUAACAAGAAGUCUUUUCUAAGAGUGAAAGACUUUUUGGGACUGCUCUGGCUGCUUCCUCUAUAGACUAAUAAUUACUAUGUUAUCAAUAUUAUGAUUCGUCUCUCGAGUUUGCAACAUUUAAGCAAAUGCGAAACUUUACUAUUCUUAUUCUGAUUAUCUCUUCGGGGGAGAUGUGCAAACUCCGAAAUUCGUGCUCUACUUAUCGUUAAUAUCCCCACUACUACUCCCCAUUGCUAUUUAUCUAGUACUACAAUACUGUGUACAAAUGAUCUUCCCCCUUUUUCUAAAUAUCAUGACAUGACACACAUUUUAUUUACCAUCAACGACUCUAUAUGGGAGAUGAUUUAACUUUUAACAAUAUAAAUACUACUGGUUAGUUACGUUUUUAAACCUGUAUAAUUGUAGCCUCAUAAUCGCUGCAUGCAAAAGAUAUCACUACCACUAGUUGUAAGUUUUUUGUGACCGAUUUAUGACAGAGUGAUUGAACUCCAGCUACUUUGCUGCCGUAUUAUAUGGAUGAAAAAGUUGCAAUAUACUUAUCAAAAUAAUCCACAAUAUUUUGACUCGCCCUAUUAUAAUAAUAUAUAUAUAUCAUUCAUUCAUUAUGGAAAGUGAAAGUUGGUGUGUCUCUUUUUGGCUUUAUUAUAAAGAAUAUAUUUCUUAUAUUCCAACCAGUUAUUCAUUCUUAUUUAAGUUUUCAAGUAGUAGUUCUACAUAGUUAUUAUUAUUAUUAUAAUUCUCGCAACAGUAUAUUUUGCACUAUAUUGUUAUAAAACAGGUACAUGAUAGGCAGCAAGUGUGGCGUCUAAGUUUUUAAAGAUUGAUUUUUUCCGUCUUUUAAUUUUUUUUGUGUGAUUGGGUUUAUAAGUUCACACAAAAUGUUACAUUUCCCUAGUCAUACGUCACUUUGGGUUAUUUUUGGUGUUGUUUGUAGCUCUUAAUUGUGACACGGUUUGCUAAUAGCGGAUUUAUUUAACUGUUCUAAUAUAUAUAUAAAUAGUUAUACAUAUAUACACUUGCCGUUACAAAAGGUAACUUGCCUAUAUUGGAAAUACACCCACAAAAUUGAAUUGGCUCAUGCAUCACACAUAUUUACUAAAGCAAUAAGUUACCCACUCAAACAAAAAACUAAGGAGUAAGUAAGAGCACUAAAAAAGGAAAUGGAGCAUUUCUUCUCCAACAAAUUAAAAUAUGUCAGUAAAAAUUCGCAGUUACAAAAAUCUAUCUAAUCUCUAGUAGCGAUCUUCUACUACUUACUAAGGUGCCUUCAUCAUUCACUUUUUACUUUCUCUAUCAGGUUUCCGUUCUUAUCGAGGCAGGUAUUAUCUACGUACGUAUUAUACGCUUGGGUUGUGUGUGUUGAAAAGAUCGGCAGCUUUUAUUGCUACUAUUUAGACAAUUACGUACAUAAGGUUGGUAACGGACGAAACAUUUAGGAUAAAUGUUACUAAUUCAACAAUUCGUCAUGAUAAAAUAUAUGAAGGAGACAUGACAUACGUACAGACAAAAAACUUUCAUGAAUUUUCGCAAAAAUAACUCUUAUUGCACGCCUACACAUAUGUAUUUAUAAUAUGAAUGAGGUGUAAAACGCUUGUAAUGGGAAAGGCAAACGGUUGUGCAGUUUUCUCUCUAUAGGAUGUACCAUGUCCAGAACAAAUAUAGAAUCUGAUAUAAAUCUGACGGUGUAAAAUAAGUUGCAGUUUUUUAUUCAAGACUUAUUUUGAGUAGCGUAUUUAUACUGCAUAUGCUGCAGUAGAAAUGAUAUGUAUGUGGUGAGAUGUGUCCGCCUUUAAUUGAUGAGAUGCUAUUUGCUACCACCGGUAUUAAUGUUUGUCAUCACAAAAAAAAAUUGACGCAGCUCAUACAUUUUCUUAACCCAUAAUUUUAAACCAAAGUUGUACACACACACACCACACACACUGCCAGUUUAAAAAAUCAAUUGAACAUACAUGACCACAAAAGGGAACUCUGACCUAUAUAUUCAUCCUCCGGUGGAUAGAUAAGCAACAAAAUGGAAUAAUAUGUAAUAAGGGACUUCCAAUUGUUCUUUAGGAGUUUAAGAUGUAAGACGGCUGCUAUAUAAAAAAUAACUAAAAUUGUGUGCUGUCCAUUCCACACAAUGCAAAAUGCACGAACUACUCUGAGAGGUCAUUUCACUAUAAUAACUACUACUCGAUCUAAUAUCAUCACCAUCAUCAUCAUCAUCUUAUCUGCAGAUAAGAAGAAGAAGGUUCUACAAAGAAAGUUUCCAUUUGAAUCGUACCUUUAAAAAAAAUGCUACUCCUAUAAAAUAACCAAAGGCUGGUAGAUGCGACUGCUUAACAUUAUGAUUAUUACGUUAUGAUUACAUACAUAUGGACAAGGCUUAUUGUUCAUCAUUCUUCUGGAAAAUAUACUCAAAGGCUAUUAUCAUUGUUAAAUGUUAUCCUUAGUAUUUUUAUUAUUAUUAUUAUUACCAUUAAACUGUUAGCUACAUAAAUAUUUAGCUCAGAGAUGCAACAAUUUUGGAUAAAAUAAAAAGAGUUGUUAAGUUUUUAAGCUUGCUAUUAUUCAGAAAAUGAAAAUAUUACUUUCUAGCCAACUUAACUUUAUUGUUGUUACUCUGCUACGAUUUUCCAUUCUUGUUUUUAGUGGAAGAAUAAUAAUCAUCAUUCAUUCUUUUUGAAUAGCUUUGGUUGUGCUGUGCAUAUUAUUAUUAUCAAUUAUUAUAUGUAAUACAAAUAUAUAUGUGUACUGCUAUUUAGAUGUAUCAAAUAUACUACGUUGACUAUACAUGUUUAGUAGAAGCAUGCAAAAAUUGCUGCUGCCAAAUUGUGCUAAUUUAAAUUUUUGAGGACAAUGCCUGAAAUUGAGAAACAAUAAAAGGGAGUGUUUCAUCCAAAAAAAAUCGUCAAAACUACACAACCACCACCACCACCAAUACGAUCAACAAGUGUCGCAAUAAUGUGUAGAUAGACAACUUUUUUUUAUAAAAGCGAUGCUUACAAUAAAGUUAUGAAAAUUGCAAUGCUCAUGGAGUAACUGCUUUUUACUACUUUGGUCACUAUUAUACUGGACAAGAGAGGAACGGAAAUUGAGUGCAUGUGCGUACUAACUAUAGCUUUAUUACGUAAAUACCUACGCAAAGAGAGAGAGAAUAUAACCUGUAAGAAAUUAAGUACUUCUGCCCGUCAUAAAUUAUAAUUGGGUCACAGUGUGACCCCAAACGGGACGGACGGAUGGCCUCUGUUUUUAAAAGGGAAAUUAUAAUUCUUCACUUGUUAUUUAAUUUAAAACAUACAUAGAUUUUUUUCUAAAACAACGAUUUUUAUGUAAUAAUGUUACUGCUGCUAGCCGCUGCUGCUGCUGCUGCUGAUAUAUUAAAUAAUUUGGUUGAAAUAAUGAUGCCGAUGUUGAUCACUAUUGUACGUAUGUUUGUCAAGUGGUACGAAAUUAAAAGCCUUACUAUUUUGCUUCAAAGUUAAA